Messenger RNA from Phycomyces blakesleeanus NRRL 1555(-), 162 nucleotides. It is a transcript of the gene ATP18, whose product is annotated as ATP synthase subunit J ATP18. Bases 1 to 162 code for a protein of 53 amino acids. Gene Ontology annotation, biological process: proton motive force-driven ATP synthesis. NCBI's taxonomy places the organism in Eukaryota, Fungi, Mucoromycota, Mucoromycetes, Mucorales, Phycomycetaceae. The record is from RefSeq and is a predicted model, not a curated record. Gene Ontology annotation, molecular function: proton transmembrane transporter activity. The transcript has 2 exons.
AUGUUCGGUUUGCGCAAGUGGUCUACUCCUUUCCUCCGUCCUGCCGGUCCCUUUAUGGUCGGUGGCGCUGUUGUCUUUUACUUGGUUGCCAAGAUGCAGGGUGCCAUGAUUGACUCUGAUGAGUACAGAAACGAUCCCAGAAACCCUGCUGCCGGUAAGUAA